AUAGGAUUAUAUGUUUCUAAGCUCUCUGAACCGUGAUUGUGAGAAAACCAGCAAGUUCCUGCAAAUGCAGGGAUAGAAGUUUCGUGUACAACGAGCAGUCGUUACUCAACGGUGAGCUACGUGCAUCCAAUGAGGGGCAGACCUCAUUUCACCAAAAGAAAAGAUUGCAGCGACACAUGGACCAUGGACCAAGCCGGCUGCGACCCUAGGACAAAUGUGUAUUUGUUCCACAGUUUGGAAAACAGAAAGCAAAAUGAAGAAUACUAUGAUGACAAAUCAUUGAUUGCACAGCCCAUAUUUGUUUUCAAGAAGAAAGACCGACCUUGCAAGAGGCCUGCAGAAGACUAUGAAUGCAAAACUGAAAAUGUUUUCAUGGAUUGUUCCCGAAAAAGGGCAAGAGCUUCCUCAUUUUCUUUUCAAACAUCCUACUCCCCAUCUUACGAAGAAACAGCACUCUCCCAAAAACGAAUGAGAUCAUCUUCAUUUACCAUCCUGCCAACAUUCCCACCAUCUUCACCAGUAAAGAAGAACAACAUAUUCAUGACAUCAACAUUGUUGCAUAAGGGCCCUGAAGUGAACGCCACAGAAAAAGGUCUUUCAUCACCAACUGUACAACGGGUUGUUUUAAGGCCCGCCGUUUUACAGCCUCCACAAACUCCUUUGUGUAGAGAAGUUAUGAAUAUAGGUGCUGAAAAUGUUCUGGAGGAUGAACAUAAAGCAAUCUCUGAGGUAUCUGAAGAGACUUGCUCCCUCAGAAACUGCUCAGAAAACGCAUUUUUCUCUCUACAGCUUUCAGGCCCUGAAACAACAGACAACCUGCUAGCUGAAAGCAAAAUGCCUGCAAAUGAAAAACAUCUUAACUUUGUGUUUGGAGAAAAUAUAGUGGAAAGAGUUUUGAGGCCUGAGCAACUUCCGGAACUUCAUUCUGCAAGUGAGUCACAGAACAGUGAAGAAGAAGCCUCAUUCGCAACAGAUUUUACUACCAGUUCUCCAUGGACAACACCAGUUGUUGUGAAGAAUACAACACUAGUAGAAUCAGCUGCCUCUUACGCUUCUAAGACACCAACACAGCAAUAUUUAUUAGAUAAAGUUGAAGUUAGUACUGGAGAAGAAACAGAACACAAUGUGUUGCAGAUCAACUGCAAACUGUUCUUAUUUAAUAAAACAUCAAUGUCCUGGAUUGAAAGAGGAAGUGGCUCUUUGAGACUUAAUGAUACAUCCAGCAGCCAGUGUGGGAUGCUACAGUCAAGACUGGUCAUGCGGAAUCAAGGAAGUAUGAGACUCAUCCUGAAUGCUAAACUCUGGAGCCAAAUGGUUAUACAAAGAGCAAACCGGAAGAGUCUGUGCAUCACAGCAACAGAUCUGGAGGACCAUUCCGUCAAGGUGUUUCUAAUACAGGCAAGUUCAAAAGACAUUGGUUCUCUGGAUGCAGCAAUCCAUCAUCGCCUGGUGGCGCUAAGGAGCUUUGCUGAACAGGGAUGUGAUGCAAGCCAGGUGGAGCCAGAGCUUCCAAACUGUGACAGCGAUGAAGAAGAGACUGAGAAAAUAACUCACAUGAAGGAUAAUGAAUCAGAUCAUUCUCAGUGGAUCCGCAGACAGUCUGUGGUUUGCUCGUGACAACGUCCUACCUCUAAUUCAGACAAUAAGGACAGAAACUCAUCUUGUUGACCUGUCCCUAAGUGAUCGCAUGGACCCGAGGGAGCUUUGAGCAUUUGCUUUGUUAUUAAGGAGGCCCAGACGAACUUCUGCCAGUUGACAUUAGAAGCAAUAUAUUAUGUGAAGAUGCACUUUGAGAGUUCCAGUCAUCAUUCCUUUUCAUUGGCUUGGACAGUAUCAGAGAACGGUCCCAAUUCUUUGAGAAAUACAUAUUUAAAAGUUUCAGAUUUUCAUAUGAAUCAACUCUGAAGAACAAUUUUAAAGAGAGAAAAAAGAUCACCCCAGUCCAGCUUUCUUCAUCACACUGAUGGAAUCCAUCAUUUCUCUAUGAAUUAUUUAACCUGUUAUUUCUAAAUAUUUAUCUCUACGGUGGCCUUUUGUGAAAAUCUGUGUAAAAUCCACUUUGGACACGAUUAGAAACGUUUUGUAACUUUUAGAAUCUUAAUAAGUGGUUCAUAUUUAUGCCCAAAUACUUUGUGUGUGAUAGGGCUAUUGCAGGGGAUCCCCCCCACCCCCCAGUAAAUACAACAGGUCCCAGUGGGAAAGGCAGAUCCUCAAUGAAAUAACCUGUCCGUAGAAACAGAGCUUUGCAGGUGAAUAUGUUAUACACCUGGGAAGCACAGGAGAAGACUGAGCAGCAAAUGUUCUAUCCCAUAGGCUCCCUCUCUACUUAAAACCUAUUUAUUGAGCAGCGUUUUAUUAGAGGGGACAACGGUCUAGUCUAGAUGGAGCCAAACAGUUACAAAUAUAAAACACUGUUUCAUUAAAAUGGUUUUUUUUUUUUCUUUGUAAAAAUCUGUUGCAUUAUUGGAUAUUAAUAUAACACUAAGGGAAGGGCUUUCGAACGGCUAGGUUGGCAGGAGCUGGAACGAAAGCAAGAAAUUGCAAGC
Messenger RNA from Gekko japonicus, 2546 nucleotides. RefSeq names its product RAN binding protein 3-like (gene RANBP3L). NCBI's taxonomy places the organism in Eukaryota, Metazoa, Chordata, Lepidosauria, Squamata, Gekkonidae. Gene Ontology annotation, cellular component: nuclear pore; cytoplasm. Gene Ontology annotation, biological process: protein export from nucleus. The record is from RefSeq and is a predicted model, not a curated record. The coding region runs from base 130 to 1617 and encodes 495 amino acids. Gene Ontology annotation, molecular function: GTPase activator activity. The transcript has 15 exons.